Molecule: messenger RNA, 3072 nt
Organism: Cynara cardunculus var. scolymus (artichoke)
Lineage: Eukaryota; Viridiplantae; Streptophyta; Magnoliopsida; Asterales; Asteraceae
Product: SUN domain-containing protein 4-like
Exons: 4
Coding region: 1223-2971 (582 amino acids)
Biological process (GO): protein folding in endoplasmic reticulum
Cellular component (GO): membrane; cytoplasm
Source: RefSeq, a predicted model, not a curated record
AAUACCAAAUUCAAAAUUGAGUGGAAAAUUGGAAACCCAAUCUUCUUGAUAUCAUGGAGUCAGAAAAACGGCAUAAACAGAUCCAGUAAACCAUAAAUACAACAAAUUUCUUGUGGCGAAGAACAUACAGUGGCCGUUACACGCACUGCAAAUUCAAUCAAGUUUGAAUAUUUAUUCUCUAAAUUUUGAUCCAUCAGUAUUCCAAGAUCCCAAUCAGGAGGAAGAUCGGCUGAACUUUAGGCUUUUGCAUACUCGAUCAGUUCGAUGAUAUCAAGAUUUUUCAUCAUCUUCAACUUCUAGUUGAUCUUUUCAAAGAAGUUCCCGAUUUCAAGACACCAGGUGCUGUCAAAAACCUGAGUCUCUCUUUAAUUUAAUGUUCAAGUUUUUAAUUACUUUAAGAUCUUAGUGGCAGCUCCAUGUGCAUAAUGGUUUACGCUGCUUUUUAUGUUAUAUAAUAUCCUUUUGAGAUCCCUGUACCCAGUUUUCAUUAUUGGUUUUCUCUCCGUUUUCUUCGGUUCUAAAUUUUAAAUUUAAAGAUUUGGGUUUGGGAAUUUUGUAAUUUGUAUUCAAAUCGAUAUGGGUGUUUUGAUCUUUCUUGAGCUUGUCGAUUACUUAAACUUUUAAUCGCAAAAAGCAUGAAGAAUGUGUUGAUAGGGACACCUUUCCAUCAUCGUUUCUAAGGCAAUUGUUUCUUGCACGCAAAGUGUUUGUUCUUAGGUGUCAAUGGGAUUCUUUACGCCUGUCCUCAUCUAUUGAUUCAUUGGAUCCAAUGGAGAAUUACUUGCAACCAAACUGUAAAUAUAUAUAAAUUAUAUUUCCAAGUUGUUGCUCUUGAUUUGUGUAUGAUCAUGUACCUUCAUAGAUUUGUAAUGUUAUUCUCCAUAGAGUUGAAGAAUUUAUAAUCCACAUACCAUUGUUCACUCUAGGUGAUUCUAUAUUUCUAUAUGCCUGGUGUACUAUUUCUUUCGCUUGAGAAUCAGAUUAGUUUACAUACAGUUUCUUUAAGUAUGUCUUUUAAAGAUCUUUUAUGAAACUAAGUUAUAUGUCAUUUGAUUCUGCUUGUGAAUUGGAUGGAUUGUGAAUGAUUUUCUUAUCAAUGAUGAUCGCAGAAAAUAUAACGAGGUAAUUGACAGAAGUGUUUAUUUGCUUGCAGGACUUCUCUUCGGUAGUCUUUUUGUUGAGGUAGUUUGUCAUGGUUAAAAGUGAAUCAUAUUGAUGUACAAUGCAGAGAUCACGUAAAGCUCUUCUGGAGAGAAGAGCUUUGGGAAAGCCUAUUCUUGGGAAACACAACUUUUAUAAGGUUUCUUUGUCGCUUGCCGUUUUUAUUUGGGGGCUCCUUUUCCUAUUAAAUUUAUGGAUAGGCCGUGGCGAUGGUUAUAGAGAUGGUCUUGAAGAUCUCCCUAAAGGUUUAAGAACUUGGGGUGAAUUGAAGGUGGAGCCCGAUAAAGAAUCUUAUUGCUCAAUAUCUUCAGACGAAUGUGCUGCCACAGAUCUCGACUCCAAAAACCUUAUCAAGAGUGCCUGCAUCUCUGACGCUGAAAAAAAGGAGCGGGUUAUCAGUCAAGAAUUUCAAAUGGAAGAAAAAGAACCAAGUGAUCUCUCCAUAGCUACAGCAGAACAGAAGGAGAUUAUUGAUCCAAAAGGGUCAUCUAAAACUGAAAAAUCAAGAUAUGUACCUCUACGUCUUGAUGAAUUCAAGAACAAGGCUUUUAAUACAAAAAACCGACCUUCAAAUGAUAAUGUGGGAAGUAUAAUUCACAGACUGGAGCCUGGUGGUGCAGAUUACAACUAUGCUUCUGCUUCAAAGGGUGCAAAAGUUCUAGCUUGCAACAAGGAAGCAAAAGGUGCAUCAAAUAUCUUAAGCAUAGACAAAGAUAAGUACCUUCGAAACCCAUGCUCAUCUGAGGAGAAGUUUGUGGUUGUGGAACUUUCAGAAGAGACCUUAGUUGACACCAUCGAAAUUGCUAAUUUCGAACACCAUUCAUCAAAUCUGAAAGAAUUUGAACUUCUAGGGAGUUCGGUAUAUCCUACUGAAACUUGGUUAAAACUUGGAAACUUCACUGCUGGAAAUGUGAAACACACACAAAGAUUUGUUCUUCAGGAGCCAAAAUGGGUGAGAUAUAUAAAGUUGGAUCUUUUGAGUCAUUAUGGAACUGGGUUUUAUUGUACAUUGAGUUUUGUGCAAGUUUAUGGAGUCGAUGCUGUUGAAAUGAUGCUAGAAGAUUUGGUCUCUGUGCAAGAUAAGAAGUUCCCAUCUAAGGAACUUGAGAGUGAUUCAAACCCGAAGGACUUCAAUGCAAAACGUGAUUCAUUUGAUCAUGAUUCCAUUGAUGGAGUGGAACACGCGCAAUCUGUAGAUGAAUCUAAUGUUAACCGUGCAGUUACAACGAUUGAUCUUCCCGACCCUCUUGCAGAAGUACGCCAGCAACAAGCUGGAAGGUUGCCUGGGGACAGUGUUAUCAAGAUAUUGAUGCAAAAAGUUCGACUUUUAGAUAUAAAUUUAUCAUUGUUGGAAAGAUACCUUGAUGAAUUAAACUCUAAAUAUGGAUCCAUUUUCAAAGAAAUGGAUGCAGAAAUUGGAGAAAGAGAUAUACUCAUGGAGGGAAUCAGAACAGACUUGGAUAGUUUUCAUGAGAGCAAGGAGGCCUUGACUAAACAGGUUGAUGAUCUAGAAUCGUGGAAAACACUCGUGUCUGUUCAGCUGGAUGAUAUCACAAAGAGCAAUGCCUUUCUCAGAUCGGAGGUUGCAAAGGUGAGAGAGUAUCAAGUACAUAUGGAGAAUAAAGGGAUCGUUAUAUUUCUUGUUUCCUUGAUUUUUGGAUCGUUAGCUAUUGCCAGAUUAUUUCUGGGCAAAGUUUUGUUCGUUUUACAUAGUAACAAUAGAUUAGAAGAGGGUAGCGGAUCAUCUGACGGUUCAUGGAUGUUCCUGCUUUCGAGCUGUAUGAUAAUCAUCAUUAUCCUCUCGUUAUAAUCAUUUUCUUUAUGGUCGUACUUUCAAGGUCAUUUUGUGUAACAUCUCUAUGAAGAUGUACGGAAACAUUUGUUUAUAAGAUGCCAGAGAAAUAUUGCAUA